CUUACCAUCCCUCACACAAUCACUUGACCUGGACGGCAGACGCAGCAUCAGCUGCUGCUGCUUCUCACAUCCUCUCGGCCAGCAUGUCAUCCAUGCCAGCUACUCAAGCUAAUGCAGACGGACAUGGCUCUCUCAGCAUCCAGGUGGUGCAUACAGCGGGAAUUACCAGGUGCCUUUACGCGCCCAAGGCUGCCAAGCUAGACCGCCUCUUUACAGCAGGUGACGACUUCCUCGUCCGCCUCCUCCCACAGUCAUCCACCUCAGACACCCCCGCCCAACUAAUCGAAGACGCAACAGGUCCCAUCACCUGGAUCGACGCCGGCAAAGAUCACCUCGUCGUUGCCUCGGAAGAUGGCACUGUCCGCUUGUACCGCCACCAUCCUGGCACUUCACCCUCCUCCGCGGCUUACGAAUCGCAGCUAGCCAGCCCGACAGACUUGGCCGCUGUCCUCACCCGAAAUAGUCUGCCGGCACGCUGUGCUGCCCUCGAGAAGAGCGUGGGUGCAGGCAAGGCCCCUCGAGCUGCCAUCUGUGGAGAUGAGCUCAUUGUCAAGCUAGUUGACGUCGAAGACACACGCCGCGUCAACCUUCUCACCGGCCAUGCCCGCGCCGUCCGUUCGGCAUCGUGGAGCCCUACUGCCCCUACUCUGAUCACAUCGAGCUGCGAUGGCACGGCCCGCAUCUGGGACUGCAGCACGUCAGAGCCCGGUAGCACCAAAGUGCUGGAGCACCUCCCCAUCACCCGGCCUGAGGACGAGACGGACGUGCAUGCCGAGUGGCAUCCUUCUGGGCAGAGUUUCGUACUUUUGUCCAAAGGAAACGAGCUUAUCAUUCACUCGGCGUCACAGGAGCAGGGGUGGGUGCGCUCGGGCGUCUUUGCUGCCUCUGCUCGCGGGACAUCUGCCAUUCCCCCGCCUACGGGACCAACUACAGCGCUCGCCUUUUGUCCCAAUGGACGCUAUCUGGCUGCAGCGACGACCGAUGGGCAGGUGACUAUUUGGGAAACUAGUUCUCGCAUGCCCGUACGAGCGCGCAAGGCCGACUCGAACGUGACGAGCAUCAGCUGGAAUCCAGACGCAGACGCCCUUGCUUGGGUGGACACGACUGGCCAGCUCGCACGGUGGGAGGACGUGCUUGGGAGCAGCUAUGCUAGUCCUUGCGAGCCUGUGGCCUUUGCUGCCCAGCAAAGCUCGGUAAGGGCUCGCUCUGCCGUGGACGACCUCUUCGAUGGGACAGGCUUGGUUGAUGAAGCCGAGGACAACGACGCCGCUGGCCGCUUCAUGGACGACGAGGCAGACGAUGGCGGACGCAGACGCGAUCGAGACGAGGAGGAUGGCGAGGGCGACGAGGACGGUCUGGACGGCUUUCUCGUAGAUGACGAAGGCGGCGAGUACUCACGCGCACUUGACAAGGAGCGACGCCAACGCAAAGUCACCAAGCCGUCUCGUCCAGGCACAACGAUUGCUGCCAGCAGGUCGCAGCCUACUUUCCAGCCCAACUCGACCCCCAUGCGCAACUCGCGACGCUUCCUCUCUCUCAGCCUCUUUGGCUCCCUGGUAUCGAUCGAUCAAGAGACACACAGCGUCGUCUCCUUCGAAUCAUUCGACACGGCUGCUCGUCGCAACUGGAAGAUGGUUGAUCAUUUCGGCUACUCGAUGGCUAGCGUAGCCACCUGCGGAGCUCUGCUUGCCUGCCCCCAAAAAGGGGACAGUAAGAGUGCCGUACACUUUAAGCCCUUCGAGGCGGCAGGGGCGUGGAGCGUGCCAGGUGCCGAGUGGGGUGUAGAGAUGCCGCUGGGCGAAGAGGUGGUUGCAGUCGCCAUGGGCGGGGCACCCGCGCAGCGUGGUGGGGACGAGGAUGCGGAGCAGGACGCUGCAAUUGCCAAGUCAGCAGCAGCCCUCACCUCGACAGCAAUCGUGGCCACCUCUACGGGCUACCUGCGCUUCUUCUCUUCGUCAGGACUACAGCGCUAUGUCUGGGCCAUGGGUGGUAAUCCGAUCGUGGCUCUCGCUGCAGGCAAGCAGCACGCCAUCGUCGUGCACCGAUCGCAUUCUACGGCGCUGGAUGGCUUCCAGGACCUGAGCUACACCGUCAUUGAUCUCAUUACCUUCCAGACUCGCCAGACCGGCACCCUGCCCCUGGGACGAGACGUCACGCUUCAGUGGAUUGGUUUCAACGAGCUCGACGUGCCAGUCCUCUACGACAGCCGCGGGGUGCUGUACCUGUUGGACCGCUCCUUCGCCGCGAUCGGGCAAGCACGCUGGACGCCGGUACUAGACACGAACGCACUGUCAGCGCAACGAGACGCCGGAUCAAGCACCCGCACAACCUUCUGGCCUCUUGCGGCCUCCUCAACGCAACUCUUCUGCAUCUUUGUGCGUGGCGCAACGAGCUUCCCAGACCCAUCCGCGCCGGGUCACCCGCUCAUUCAGGAAGUGGACUAUAAGCUGCCCCUCCUCUCGCUGGAGGAACCAGCUGGCGAGCUAGAGGAGAAGCACCUUCGGCAAUCCUUGCUUGCUUCUUCUAUCCGCUCCGCCUUUGCUUCUUUGCUCGUUCCGCCUACGGAGUACGCGGCUGACGUGCCUGACCCGGCUGCGCUCGUCCAUCAAGCUGACAAGGAUGCUCUUCAGUUGAUUCAACUGGCGUGCAAGGGCGACAAGCAUGCUCGCGCCCUCGACGCGGCUCGCACUCUGCACGGCUCUCGUAUGCUGGAAGCGGCAUUGCAGAUUUGUAGCUUCUUCCACCUGCCGAGCUUGGCGGAUCGGAUGAGCAGCCUGAGGGGGUGGGUGGAAAGCAGUGCAGAGCGCGAGGAGAGGAUGGAGCUCGAUGCCGCCGAGGCUGUCAGGACGGAAGACUUUGCUGAGGCGGCGGAGAGGGGGAGGCGAAGCGGUGGUGGGCGAGUGCUCGUGGCCAGCUCGCAAGAUUCGGGACGCGGUGCUACAUCAGCAACCACAUCGCACGCUCGUAGGGCGUUGAUGGAGGAAUUCAGAUCGACUGCUGCUGACGCUGGCACGCCACGUCGUUCGCAGAGAGCUGGAGCCAAUUUCGACGCUCUCUCUUCCUCGACAGCCUGUGAGGCCGCAGCCAUGCCACCGCCCGCAUCGUCUCGCGCCUUGGCCGACUCGACCCACCUCAAUGGCGACGCGACACGAAAACGCAAGGGCGACGAUGACCUUGACGGCUCCCACUCGGGCGGUGAAGACGACAGUGAUGUAUUCGUAGGUGAAGCAGACUCCCGCCCGCCUCCGCAAAAGCAACGCUCCACCUCAAAUCCGUUCAGCAAGCCCUCCUUGACGAACGGUACCGCGCGUCCUGGCAAUCCCUUUGCGCGUCAGCCAGGUAUGACGAGAGACAGGAGCAUGCACAAGUCUAGCUCCUUCUUCGAUCGGGCUGAAGCGCACCUGAGCGGGACGGGCGCCGCUGCUGAGGCUGCGAGCGGCUCAUCGAGCAAGAAAGGGAAGACGAAACAGUCCACCCUUUUCGGUAUGGCAGGUGCGAAUGGGAGCGGACGCAGCAAGCCCUCUUCUACGGCUUCGUCGGUUCCAGCACCUACGCCUGCCUGGGGUGAGACGCAGCAGUCCGAGGACGGCGGUGAUGAGGAGAUGGAGGAGAGCUUGCGAUUGACGCUCGAUUCUGCUGCCGAGAAGGAGGCGAACAGGCAGAAGAGAGGUGGACUGGAGGAGACGCAGAUGCAGGGCGACGAUGAUGAGGAAGAGAGUCAGGUUGAAGGGGCGGGCGAGGCCGAGGCGGAAGACGAGCAAGAGCAGUCAUCGAGUCGAGACAGUGAGUGAGAUGGGGAGCGAUUGGCGAUGGAACGACAGAAUGUUGUACUGACAGAGUCUACCCUCCGCCCCUAUCUGCAGAGCUCGAAGCGUUUCGACGAUCCACCAAGACGGUGCCAGUAGCCUGACCCGUGAUACUGCUCAUCUGCUUCUCCUCGCCUCUACAACGCUGCAUCCUUUCCGCCUGCUCUUGCUUU
This is a messenger RNA of Jaminaea rosea, 3979 nucleotides long. RefSeq lists its product as hypothetical. Lineage: Eukaryota; Fungi; Basidiomycota; Exobasidiomycetes; Microstromatales. Bases 84 to 3791 code for a protein of 1235 amino acids. Gene Ontology annotation, molecular function: chromatin binding; protein binding. Gene Ontology annotation, cellular component: nuclear replication fork. Gene Ontology annotation, biological process: DNA repair; DNA-templated DNA replication; mitotic cell cycle. The record is from RefSeq and is a predicted model, not a curated record. The transcript is spliced from 2 exons.